AAAACGGUUAGAAGUUGGAAAUUUGGAACCAAAAAGAAUUGAGAAAGGCGCGCGAUGUGCUAUCAGCCCGUAAACCGGCGAACAGCCACGAAGCAAUCACGGCCGUCCCACCACCAUCUUCAUUCUCCACCACCCACCCUCCGUCUCUACUCACAAUCCUUUCAUUUUCCUUACACUCGCGUUUCUACCCCAUUUCUUUUGACUUGCUACUCCAAUUUCUCUGUAAAUUUUAUACAUACAGUUGAUCUGCAUUGAUGCAGAGGCUAUACGGAAAAUGGCGUUGGAGUGUUGAUCGUGUUGUGAAACUUUCACUUGGAUGUAUAUAAUUUUUUUUUUUAGAAUUGGUUGCUAGAUAGUUUUGUUCCUUAGCUUUGACGUGAGGAUUGUUGUUGGGAAUGGAGUCGUUGAUCGAGCUAUGUGAUUUGAUUUCUGAAUACCCUGUUCAAUUCGAAAAGAAAUUAGUUUGGAUAUGUGGGCGGUGUCCAUCGGCCGAGGCACUCCUCGGGGGAUCCCCCAGCGUUUCAAGGUAUCAGCUAAACGCCGUUCUCGCUCUGACUCGAUUCCUGUCUAGGUGCUCCAAUUGCACAGACGAAAGGCCGAAAUCGCUGGUCGUAGCCUUUUUUCGCUCCAUUCCUUCUUCUUUUACUCAGUCUUUUUGGCCACCAUCGUUUCCACCCGAUGCAAUCGUUUCCUUCUAUAAUGAUUUCUUGGGAUAUCUCUCCAAAGCGUCGGAAAUGUCUUCGGAUUUCGCGACAGAUGUUGAGGGAUACACAGGGCUUGUGCUCACGUCUGCUAUAUCCAGGAAAGGAGAUGUGAAGAUAUCCAGGGUUUUCAUGAAUGCCAUGGCUCGUAACUUUCCUCCUAUACAACCCUCUGAUGCAAAUAAGUUAAUUUCCGUUCUGAUUGAGAAGUUUGACAUCCCUGUUCCAACCUCUCCAAGAGAUGGAGCUAGUAGUAAUGGGAGCAGUGGUGUUUGGAAGAGCAAUAUGGAUUUACUGGCUGCAAAUAUGGGUUACAAUGAUGAUGUAGCCGGAGCCCAAAGGCAAGCCAUUACCGCUUUUGAGGAGGAGGCUGUAGAGAGCCUUGAGAAGCGAGAAAUUGCUUUCCAAUUAAUAGGACACAUAAUGGAUAAAGUAACAAUUGAUGCCACACUUUUGGAACAAGUGAGAGGUAUUGCCAGGGAGCAACUUCAUUCAAUGGUGUCAUUUCUAAAGAUACGGAAAAGUGACUGGUCAGAUCAAGGACAACAUCUGAAAGUUAGGAUCAAUACAAAGCUUUCAGUUUACCAAGCAGUUGCAUGGUUACAGAUUAAGACACUUUCAUCUCUUGAUUCUGAUGCAAAGUCAUCAAAGAGGUUUUUGCAUGGAGCACUUGCACUAUUGAUUGAGGCUGCUGAAGCUUGUUUGUUGUCAAUGUGGCGAAAGUUGAGAGCUUGUGAAGAGCUGUUCAGCUCCUUGCUUUUCGGAAUCUCCCAAGCUGCUGCUGCUCGAAGUGGUCAGCUACUCCGUGUGUUGUUAAUUCGGUUUAAACCUCUUGUGCUUGCUACAUGUGCUCGGGCUGACACUUGGAGCAGUAACCAGGGGGCCAUGUUUGAGAGUGUACUGAAGACAAGCUGUGAGAUAGUUGAACUUGGAUGGCAAAAGGAUCGGUCUCCUAUUGAAACAUUCAUAAUGGGUCUAGCUACGAGUAUACGGGAAAGGAACGAUUAUGGGGAAGAGCAAGAGAAGGAGAAGCAGGCAGCUCCUCCUGUUCAGCUCAAUGUUAUACAGUUGCUAGCUGAUCUGAAUGUCUCAGUUAACAAGCCUGAAGUGGUAGACAUGAUUUUGCCAAUGUUCGUUGAAAGUUUAGAGGAGGGCGACGCUUCAACGCCAGGCUUACUAAGGCUCAGACUUCUUGAUGCUGUUUCUCUCAUGGCAAGUUUAGGUUUUGAAAAAUCCUACCGCGAAGCUAUUGUUUUAAUGACACGCAGCUAUAUGAGUAAACUUGCUUCUAUUGAUUCUGCUGAAAGUAAAGACUUGCCUGAAGAAGCCACUAGAGAGCGUGUUGAAACACUUCCUGCAGGAUUUCUUCAGAUUGCCAGUGGGCUCACCAACCCCAAAUUGCGCUUAGAUUAUCGUCACCGUUUGCUAUCAUUGUGCUCAGAUGUGGGCUUGGCUGCUGAGUCAAAAAGUGGAGGGAGUGGAGCAGGUUUUCUUGGCCCUUUACUUCCUGCUGUAGCUGAGAUAUGUUCUGACUUUGAUCCCACUUCAGAUAUUGAACCCUCAUUGCUGAAGUUGUUUAGAAACUUGUGGUUCUACAUUGCACUCUUUGGGUUAGCUCCUCCAAUAACAAAAAAUCAGGGUACAACAAAGUCUGCAUCCACUGCUCAAAACAAUGUUGGCAAUACAGGAGCAACUGCACCUCAAGAAGUGGGCGGGACAAAUGAGAAUGCUCAGUGGUCUGUUGCUGUCCAGUGCAUUUCACACGGGACUCCCCCUCUUGUUGUGAGCUCCGUGAAAUGGCUUGAAGAUGAGUUGGAACUCAAUGCUCUUCAUAACCCAAGUAGCAAAAAAGGAAGUGGAAAUGAGAAAGCUGCUCUUAGUCAGCGGACUGCUCUUUCUGCCGCAUUAGGAGGACGUGUAGAGGUUUCAGCAAUGAGCACAAUUGCAGGUGUGAAGGCGACUUAUCUUCUUGCAGUAGCAUUCUUAGAGAUAAUAAGAUUUAGUAGCAAUGGUGGAAUCCUCAAUGUGCACCCUAGUUCAACUGCUUCUCGAAGUUCUUUCAGCUGUGUUUUUGAAUAUUUGAAAAGUCCUAAUCUUGUGCCAGCUGUUUCCCAGUGCUUGACAGCAAUUGUGCACAGAGCUUUUGAAACUGCAUUAAGCUGGCUGGAAGAUAAAACAUCUGACACUGGCCGGGCUUCUGAAACUCGAGAAACUACUCUGUCUAUCCAUGCCUGCUUUCUCAUAAAAAACUUGACUCAGAGGGAUGAGCAUGUACGAGAUAUCUCAGUUAAUUUGUUGAAUCAACUUAGAGACCGGUUCCCUCAGAUUUUGUGGAACUCUUCUUGUCUGGAUUCACUGCUGCUCUCUGUUCAUAAUGAUCCUUCUUCAGCUCUUGUCAAUGAUCCUGCUUGGGUUGCAACUGUUCGUUCUUUGUGCCAAAAGACUGUUCGUGAAUGGAUAAUUGUUUCUCUAUCCUAUGCUCCAUGCACUAGUCAGGGCCUUCUUCAGGAGAGGCUCAGCGUAGCAAACAGCUUGCAAAAAGCACAACCUACUACAGAUGUCGUUUCUCUUUUAUCUGAGAUCAAGAUUGGUACGGGUAAAAAUGAUAAUUGGUCUGGCACAAAAACUGCAAAUAUUCCUGCUGUGAUAGCUGCAGCAGCUGCAGCAUCUGGAGCCAAUUUAAAAUUGACUGAGGCAUUCAAUUUGGAGGUCCUAAGUACUGGUCUUGUUAGUGCAAAUGUAAAGUGUAACCAUGCUGGAGAAAUUGCAGGCAUGAGACGUUUAUAUGAAUCAAUUGGUGGGGUUGAUCCUAUGUCUACAUUUGGAAAUGGACAGAGUCUUGAUCUACCAGGCUAUGGAUCUGGAACUCUCACUCAGAAUCCACAGUCCAGAAAUGGUUCUUUUUGUGAAGUACUGCUUACAAGAUUUGUGCGUCUACUCCAGAAAUUUGUUAACACAGCAGAGAAAGGUGAUGAGGUAGAUAAAUCAUCAUUUCGAGAAACAUGUUCUCAAGCUACCGCUUUGCUUCUUUCAGAUCUGGGAUCAGAUACAAAAUCAAAUAUUGAGAGCUUUUCACAGCUUUUACGUCUUCUUUGCUGGUGCCCAGCUUAUAUCUUAACACCUGAUGCCAUGGAGACUGGUAUAUUUAUUUGGACAUGGUUGGUUUCAGCAGCUCCUCAGUUUGGUCCUCUUAUCCUUGCUGAAUUGGUUGAUGCAUGGUUGUGGACGGUUGACACUAGACGAGGUCUUUUUGCAUCUGAAGCACGGUGUUCUGGUCCUGCUGCUAAAUUAAGGCCUCAUUUGCAACCUGGGGAGCCAGAAUUACUGCCUGAAAAGGGCCAUGUUGAUCAAAUAAUGGCCCACAGACUAUGGAUUGGAUUUUUUAUUGACCGCUAUGAGGUGGUUCGCCAUGAUAGUGUUGAGCAGCUUUUACUACUAGGUCGAUUGUUACAAGGAACCACAAAGCUCCCCUGGAACUUCACUCGUCAUCCAUGUGCAACUGGGACGUUUUUCACUCUCAUGCUUUUAGGGCUAAAGUUUUGCUCUUGUAGAUCCCACGGUAGUGCACAGAACUUCAGGUCUGGGCUUCUGCUACUGGAAGACAGGAUUUACAGGUCCGCAUUGGGCUGGUUUUCUCAUAAACCUGAUUGGUUUGACAUGAGUAAUAACAAUUUUGCAUUGAGUGAGGCUCAAUCUGUUUCUGUGUUCGUCCAUCAUCUUUUAAAUGAGCCACUGGAUACUCAGGUUGAUACAAAGGGACAGGGUGCUGAAAAUGGAAGCUCUUCGAAUGAUGCGAAAGAUCAGUAUCACCCAGUUUGGGGUAAGAUUGAGAAUUAUGCGGCUGGAAAAGAAAAGCGGAAGCAGUUGCUUUUGAUGCUAUCCCAGAAUGAAGCUGAUAGGCUUGAUGUCUGGGCACAUCCUGUUGCCAAGGAAAGUGCUUUGCGGCCUAAAAUUAGCUCAGAGAAAAUGGUUGACUAUGCUAAGACUGCUUUCUCUGUUGAUCCUCGGAUAGCUUUAGGACUUGCUUCAAGGUAUCCCACAAAUAAUGCUCUGAAAGGUGAAGUGACCCAGUUGGUUCAGUCACACCUGUUGGAGAUUCGUAACAUACCUGAAGCUUUGCCAUACUUUGUCACCCCUAAAGCCAUUGAUGAAAAUUCUUCACUUUUGCAACAAUUGCCACACUGGGCUGCUUGUUCAAUCACAAUGGUUUUGGAUUUCCUUACACCCCCAUAUAAGGGUCAUCCUCGUGUGAUGGCUUACGUUCUAAGGGUGCUGGAAUCGUAUCCUCCUGAUUCGGUGACCUUCUUCAUGCCUCAAUUGGUGCAGGCUUUAAGAUAUGAUGAUGAGAGGUUAGUGCAAGGAUACCUACUCAGAGCCACCACACGGAGUGAUGUAUUUGCUCAUAUUCUGAUAUGGCAUUUACAGGGAGAGACCUGUGAACCAGAGGCCGGAGUCGAAUUAAGCCCAGAGGCUGCUGCAAAGAAUGCUGCAUUUCUGGAACUGUUGCCUGAGGUUAGGCAGCAUAUAAUUGAUGGUUUCAAUGACAGCGCUCGAGAAGUGUUUACAAGAGAAUUUAAUUUCUUUGACAAGGUCACAUCUAUAUCUGGUGUUCUCUUUCCAAUUCCAAAGGAGGAGCGACGAGCUGGAAUUCGUAGGGAGUUGGAGAAAAUUGAGAUGGACGGAGACGACCUUUAUCUACCUACUGAUCCCUUUAAACUUGUCCGGGGUAUUCAAGUUGAUAGUGGAAUUCCCUUACAAUCAGCAGCAAAGGUUCCUAUCAUGAUAACAUUUAAUGUUGUGGAUAAAGACGGGGAUCAUAAUGAAAUAAAGCCACAGGCAUGCAUAUUCAAGGUUGGAGAUGACUGUCGGCAAGAUGUUCUUGCUUUACAAGUCAUUUCACUUCUCAAGGAUAUCUUUGCUGCUGUUGGGCUAAAACUUUAUUUGUAUCCAUACGGAGUUCUCCCAACUGGUCCAGAAAGAGGAAUAAUUGAGGUUGUACCCAACUCGAGGAGCAGAAGUCAAAUGGGUGAGACAAAUGAUGGUGGUUUAUAUGAAAUUUUCCAACAGGACUUUGGGCCUGUUGGGUCUCCCGGCUUUGAAACUGCUCGUGAGAACUUCAUCAUUAGUAGUGCUGGCUAUGCAGUUGCUAGCCUGUUGCUUCAACCAAAGGAUAGACAUAACGGAAACCUUCUAUUUGACAGUGUUGGUAGGCUUGUUCACAUUGAUUUUGGUUUUAUUCUGGAGACUUCUCCCGGCAAUAAUAUGCGAUUUGAAAGCGCUCACUUCAAGUUGAGUCAUGAAAUGACUCAACUAGUGGACCCAUCUGGAGUGAUGAAAAGUGAGACCUGGUACCAAUUUGUGAGCUUGUGUGUGAAAGGGUACCUGGCUGCUCGUUCUUACACGGAUGGAAUUUGUAACACGGUAUUGAUGAUGUUGGAUAGUGGGUUGCCUUGUUUUAGCAGGGGUGACCCCAUAGGUAACCUCCGGAAGAGAUGUCACCCAGAAAUGAGUGAACGCGAGGCAGCCAACUUCAUGAUCCGUACAUGCCAAGAUGCCUACAACAAGUGGACCACUGCUGGAUAUGAUUUGAUUCAGUAUUUGCAGCAAGGUGUAGAAAAAUAAUUAAGCUCCCUAUAUCAUAAAUGUUUUUGCAGUUUGGAUGGUUAAUUAAUUAGAUCGAGUUUAGAACACUAGUAAUAAUGAAGUUAUAGCUACACAUUGUGAAUCACGACCACAGCUCCCGCGUCAUGCUGAGGAGGAUGGACUACGCUAUGUCGCUAUCUAUAUUAUAUUUUCAGAGAAAUUGUUU
Messenger RNA from Ipomoea nil (Japanese morning glory), 6510 nucleotides. RefSeq names its product phosphatidylinositol 4-kinase alpha 1-like. The coding region runs from base 396 to 6323 and encodes 1975 amino acids. NCBI's taxonomy places the organism in Eukaryota, Viridiplantae, Streptophyta, Magnoliopsida, Solanales, Convolvulaceae. The record is from RefSeq and is a predicted model, not a curated record. Gene Ontology annotation, biological process: phosphatidylinositol phosphate biosynthetic process; phosphatidylinositol-mediated signaling. The transcript has 25 exons. Gene Ontology annotation, molecular function: 1-phosphatidylinositol 4-kinase activity. Gene Ontology annotation, cellular component: cytoplasm; plasma membrane.